CCGGACUGUGUCACAGCCAAAGCGCUCCGGGGUCAGGACCAGGACCGCUGUCAGCUAACAGCUAUAUAUGUGUUUGGUGUUUUGGUGUGACAUUAAAUGAACAGUGGUGUGGUUUAAUGGCUCAGUUUACCGGGUGACUGUCCAAGUUGACUGUGUACAGCAGCAGAUGCUCUCCAUGCAGAGGGAUCCUUCCCCCUGAGGCUGCCGGACUGCCCGAUCCUGUCUGCAGCCUCUCUGUCAGCAGGAUGUCCGACAUUGGGAACCAGUCCUGCCUGACCACAGCAGAGGACACGGUCUCUCUCCUGAUGUGUGUGUUUCACGCAUGGGAGGAAUGGGCAGGGCUUGGUCAGCUGGAGGACUACCUGAGUGUUCUGGAGUACCUGCUGUGGGUCUUCACCCCUCUGGCCAUCGUCUUCAUCGUGCCCUUCCUCAUCGUCAUCCUCCUUUACCUGAGUAUACUCUUCCUCCAUGUCUAUAAGAGGAAGAAUCAGCUGAGGGAAGCUUACUGCAACAACCUGUGGGAUGGAGCCAGGAAGACCCUGGCUACUCUGUGGGACGGACAUGGAGCCAUAUGGCACGGCUACGAGAUCCACGGGAUGGAGAAGAUCCCCGACAAAGGCCCAGCGCUGAUCGUUUACUACCAUGGAGCGAUUCCCAUCGACUACUACUACUUCCUGGCUAGUGUCAUCAUCCAGAAGGGACGGACCUGCCACUCUGUAGCUGACCACUUCCUCUUCAAGAUCCCAGGCUUCAAGUUACUGCUGGAGGUGUUCAGCGUGAUCCACGGUCCUCAGGAGGAGUGUGUGCGGGCUCUGAGGAACGGCCACCUGCUGGGCAUUUCUCCGGGAGGAGUGAGGGAGGCUCUGCUCAGUGAUGAGAACUACCCUCUGCUCUGGGGCAAACGCAAAGGCUUCGCUCAGGUCGCCAUCGACUCUCAAGUGCCAGUCAUUCCAAUGUUUACUCAGAAUGUGCGGGAAGGCUUCAGGUCUCUGGGAACACUCAGGUUUUUUCGUUGGCUGUACGAGAGGUUUCGUCUCCCUGCGGCUCCAGUUUAUGGAGGAUUUCCUGUGAAGUUCAGGACCUUCCUCGGUGACCCCAUCCCCUACGACCCCAACAUAGAUGCUGCAGAGCUGGCAGAGAGAGUGCAGCAGGCGGUCCGGUCUCUGAUAGACCAGCACCAGAAGAUCCCGGGGAACAUCCUGCGAGCUUUGUUCGAGAGGUUCUACACCAAACACAAAGAGCGUUAACACCAGCAGAACCGCCACAGACAAACUGUCCAGCGUGUGAUCAGAGCGCUGCAGCGUGCACAGGUGUGGUGGAAUAUUUGCACGGUUUCUUCACUGCCCCCCCCCCCCCCCCCCCCCCCACACCACUGACUGACUGCAGCUGAGGCUCUUUUCACAUGCGUGACGUUUAUAUUGCACGUUUCAGAUGUGUAUUUUUGUCUACACGGACUUCCUUUUUCCCAGGAUGCAUCUGAUUAAAGCCAGACUUCCUACAGUGAUAUCAGACUUGACAAUAAUCAGACCUCAGAAGAAGAUUAAUAAAAAGAUCAUUGUUUUUAUCGGUACACAGAGACACUAUAUCAGAGUUGUUGUGACGUUAGAUGUAGGGACGACACUGGGUAAAAUGCACUCGUUACAACACAGGUGUUACUGAUCUCACCGGACAUCAAGACCUUGAGACACGUGUGAAUAUCUGUAGAGAAGAGGUGUUACCACCUUCAUCAGACAGUUUUCAGAUUCACUUUGUGCGUCUGGUGGUGAGUUUAAAUGUGAAACGGAGCUUUUGUUUUUCACUUUGACACCCGAUCCUCCACCAUCGUCCUGCAGGUCAGCUCUCCUCUAGUCACAUGAUCAGGCUCUGCUGCUCUGUCAUGUGACUCUGCUGCUGCACAGAGCCUACGCUGUCAGGUUAUAACCGUAUCUCCCACUGAGUAUUGAUUACUAGUAUUUUACAAGUGAAAAUUUUAAAUUGAUGAACGUGUGCACUGCCACUGAUACACGCUUUGUUAGUAGGACUGGGUGUUACAAUCCCUGAAGUUACAGCACAACAAUUGGGGGUGUUCUUGGAGCUACAACACAUCUUCAGUUGUGUCCCUCGACGUUUUCAUAGCAGCAGUCGGGCGGAUCCAAUACGCUGAUUAACGAAGGAUCCCGCUGACAUGAGGAGCUAACCCGUGCCAGCCCUGAUUGGCUCUAUUCCCUCCAGUUGAAAAUGAUGGUGGGUGUGUUAUGUGAUCGGUGGUGUGCCUGAACACCGUUGUAACAGGAGUAACACUGACUACCAUGGCAACUGUGGUUAGAUUGUCAGUUAAAAACAUGCAGGAUUCAGACAGUUUAUUGAACAGAGAUGUUUGAACAUUAAGGUCAACAGGAGAUUCAUGAUGUCGGUCAGUCUAUAAAUUGUUUGAUUGCAGUGACUUUACAGACAACUGCUUGUACUGAUGAUGUGUAACAGCACUUUGAGUUUGCACAGCUUCAGCGUCACACACACACACUCACACACACACUAAUGACCAGGCUGCAGGGUCGGACCAGAGCUGGACCUGGUUUAGGUUUGAUGUCUUUAAAGCUGGAGUUCAGUGUCUGAACCAGAGUCACAGAAACACACUGACUGAGCUCAGGUCACAGGAGAAUGACAGCAUGGUGUAGGUGAGAUUAACUUGUUACACAGUAACACAGUGUUUCUUAUAUUGACCAUAUGGACAUAUUCCAACCCUUUUAUUAAUGGAUGAAAUGAUGGUAACCUUUUAUUUUCACGUCUCUUAUUAGUUGUCUAACUUCCUGGAAACUGUCACAAUAAUUUCCUCUAAAAACAAAAUCAGUGAUGUUCCAGUUGAUGUCUCUGUUAACCAGCUGUGACAUGGAGGUGUGACAGAACGUCCUCAGGCACGUUUGGUGUCCAGAUACUUUUUGGGACAAUUUUCAACUUUUUUCCAAAAUAUUUUAUAAAGUUUUAUUACCUAUUAUACUUAUGUACAUAGACACAGAGGCUAAACAAGAUAAUAGUAAGACUCGUAAAUGAAAUUCAGACAUGGCCUGGGUCAGACUGUCACAGAGGUGUUGAUUCACCUCUUUGGUCUUUAUGAAGCUGUACUUUAUGUUGUAUGAAAUGAUAGUAUAUUGAGAGGUGUUCCUAUUAUUUUAUCCAUUGUUGUACAAAUUAUCUGCUGAUAUUUCUAAUAUAAUUGACUACAAAUGACACAUGCUAGAAAACUUUAACUGGGGGGCAUUUUUUCCCCUGUAUUCUGACAGCACAGGGAGGGAGAGAGGGGAUUACAUGCAGGUCAGACCUGAACCCUCUUUAUGGAACAUAGAUGGGAAGGUUUUGAAUUCUGCUCAAAUAAUUUAUCAAAAACUUUUUUUUUUUCUGUCAGUGAACCGUCCACUGUUACCUGAGUGAUGCUCACUGAAAUGUGCAUGUGUAUACACAUAUCUGUGUAAACUGAUUAAGAAUUUGCAUUUUAACUAAUUGAAUAAUUGACAGAAAAAAAAACUAUCGAUUAAUCAAUAAUGAAAGUAAUGGUUAGUUGUAGUAGCCCUGACAAUUGGACUUUGUGGUGGUGAACCUGUGAAGGUGUCAAACUGAGCCGACAGGAGGUCAAGGCGCAGCAGGAUGAUGUUUAGUAAAGAGGGAGACUUAUACAGACAGAAAAACAAAGGUAUGACGAGAUGUCACUUUAAAUUGUGUUGAAAACAAAACAAAUGGAUGACAGUUUGAAUGAUGAGUCCAGCUGUUAAGCAGAAGCCGGAUGGCAUCGGCACUUUGAGCUCCUUCACAACACAAGUAAACUGAUCAAACCUUCGUUAGAAGUGCAUUACAUUUAUUAUCCAUCACUGAGUAUUUUUUCAAAUUGAACUACAGAUACAUAUGUAAAAAAACAGAUGUGUGUGCACGUGUGUGCUUGUGUGCGUGUGAGUGUGAGUGUGCGUGCUUCACUCAGCUAGAAAAUGAAACUUCUUGCCCGACAACUACCUCGGUGUUCAGCCCAAGUCUGGCCCAUAUACUUCCACAUCUGGACAGAUUCCAGCUGUUAUCCUUUGGUACUGACUGACAGCUGGAAGUUUAUUUGUGUUUUGGCGCCAGAAUUGUUCCAGAUGUGGAAGUAGCAUCUUACAGCCAUGCUGUAUAUGGGCCAGAUUCGGGCCGUGGAACCGGGUGUAUACUGGGCCAGAAGAAAACAAGCAUGUGGCCCGAGUAUGGGCCGGAUUUACUUUGCUACCUGCGCAGUGUCCCCCUCACAAAGCUCACGUAUCUUUUCACUGUAAUAUUGAUCAUAUCAGUCCAAAUACUGACUCCUCACUUCAUCAGUGCAGACUGUGUGUUUAUAUGAAUGAAGAAGUAAUAUGAUCCUCAGUUCUUCAUCAUCACAGCUGGAAACUAAACAGGUGUCAUGUAACUUUUUCUACUUUGGAGAUAAAGUGUAAUAAUCAGUGUAAAUAUAUAUACGUGCAUGUGAGUAAAUAUUGUGAUGAACAGAUGGUUUUGCACAUGUAGUCCUCAGAGUAUCAGAACAUCACUGCCAACUCAACUUUAAAGAAGAAGCCUUUGUGUGUCUGACUGAACUUUAACUGGAUGCUUUACUUCUGUCGACUCGUUGCCUUUUUCCAUAUUUAUGUUGUUUCUGUUGAGAUGAUCUAAUAUGUAUUUUUAAAUUAUGGCAAUAUAAUAUAAAUGUUGCACUUUUAAAUAUUGAGAUCCAGUUCAAACUGUUAAUAAAUCUAUUUUAAUAAGA
Seriola aureovittata is the source of this 4738-nucleotide messenger RNA. RefSeq names its product transmembrane protein 68 (gene tmem68). Gene Ontology annotation, molecular function: acyltransferase activity. NCBI's taxonomy places the organism in Eukaryota, Metazoa, Chordata, Actinopteri, Carangiformes, Carangidae. The record is from RefSeq and is a predicted model, not a curated record. The coding region runs from base 246 to 1247 and encodes 333 amino acids. Gene Ontology annotation, cellular component: membrane. The transcript is spliced from 9 exons.